AACCCCUCCACCCCCCGAGCCCGGGGCGCGACCUCGCCGGCGCCUCCGAGCCUCCAGCGCCAUCAUCUGUGCCCAGACUUUGCGGACUUUGGCUGUCGCGGUCCCCGCGCCUCUGCCCCCUGCCCAGCUCGGACCCCGUCCCCGCUUCUCUCCCCGCUCUGCGCCCCUCCUCUGCCCUCCGCCCCAUCUCCGUCCUCCCCUUCCUCCUCUCUGCUGUCCCCGCGCCCUCCUCCGCGGCCCGGCCGAGCCAGGCCCCAGGGGGCGGGAAGGCGGCCGGGCGUCCGGCGGGCUGGGCCUCGGCCUGGCGGCUGGGCCGGCGUGGGGAGCCGCAGCUGUUUGCCAUUAGCCGGGACCCCGCAGGCCCCGCCCCCUCCCUGCGCGGGGCGGGGUCGUCCUCCUCGCCCCCGGCUUUGGGGGGGAGGGGGGCGCGAAGACCCCAGAGACGUCCAGGCCGGGCUGGGAUGGGGGCUUUAGGGAGACCCCGCCCGACCCCGCGAGCCUCCUGCCUGUCCCCUCCUGGAGUGUCCUGUCUCCCUUUCUCUCCAUCUCUGUCGGUCCUGUCCCGUGUCCUCCUCCCUGUCCCCCAGGGGUCCCCUAGAGGAAGAGGGGCCUCAGACGCAUACAUUCCCCCACCACACUCCCCUGACCCCCAUCUCCUUUCUCCGCCUGGAGUCACCUGCCCACAUGGAGGGCGCUCCGAUGGCUGGACACCCUCAGACCUCAGUCUCUCUGUCUGGGAAAUGGGCAGAGGGAUGUGGCGUCGGGGUGCGGGUGGCUUGGCCGGCAGAUUCCCCCUCUGCCCGGCUUAGGUUCAAAUCCAGGCCCAGUCACAUCCCCCUCCAGUGACCCCGGGCAAGUCGCUGUCCAUUUCUGCACCUCCAGAUUCCCCAUCUGUAAAACAGGGUGGCAGCUACCGCUUGGUGGGGUUGUGGUGAUGUUUGCUAUAGUCAUUACUAUUACUCGCCCCACCCCUGUGCACCUCCGGGGGCCCCCACAGGCUGUUCCAGUCCUGCUCGCUGCCUCCAGUCUCUCUCAGGUCCCCAGAAAAUAUAUUUGAUCACCUCCCCGUUGUGGAGGGGGUGCGCCUCCAGGCAGGCAGGAAACCAAAAUUCCUGUCAUCGGGGACCGUGUGUUUCAGGCAUUGAAAGACAGAGAAGUGAGGACAGAGUCGUGGACAGACAGAGAGAGAAGUGGAAAGAGGCAGAGAGAGAGACGCGGAGAGACGCAGAGAAACGCGGAGAGAGACUGAGCAGGAGACACGCAGAGUGAGAGAGAGGACAAGCUCGGCCAGCCGUGGAGUUCCAGCCCCGCCUUCAUGCCCGGCAGGUGCCCCACCUGGCCCAUCCUCCCAGGUAAGCCUCAGCCCGUGCUGCAGGCAGUCUGAAUCACAGUCCCCAAAGUGACUCUUGAGGAGCGACCGCAGACCGGAGGAUGGCCCAGGUCCUGCAUGUGCCAGCCCCCUUCCCAGGGACCCCCGGCCCAGCCUCCCCGCCCACCUUCCCCGCCAAGGAGCCCGACCCGCCCUACUCGGUGGAGACGCCGUACGGCUACCGCCUGGACCUGGACUUCCUCAAGUACGUGGAUGACAUCGAGAAGGGCCACACGCUGCGCCGGGUGGCCGUGCAGCGCCGGCCCCGCCUCGGCUCGCUGCCCCGCGGGCCCGGCUCCUGGUGGACGUCCACCGAGUCGCUGUGCUCCAAUGCCAGCGGGGACAGCCGCCACUCGGCCUACUCGUACUGCGGCCGCGGCUUCUACCCGCAGUACGGCGCCCUGGAGACGCGCGCCGGCUUCAACCCGCGCGUGGAGCGCACGCUGCUGGACGCGCGGCGCCGCCUCGAGGACCAGGCGGCCGCGCCCCCCGGCCUGGGCUCGCUGACGCCCAGCGCGGCCGGCUCCACGGGCUCGCUGGUGGGCGUGGGGCUGCCGCCGCCGACGCCGCGGAGCUCGGGGCUGUCCACGCCGGUGGCGCCCAGCGCCGGGCACCUGGCCCACGUGCGCGAGCAGAUGGCGGGCGCGCUGCGGAAGCUGCGGCAGCUGGAGGAGCAGGUGAAGCUGAUCCCCGUGCUCCAGGUGAAGCUGUCGGUGCUGCAGGAGGAGAAGCGGCAGCUCACCGUGCAGCUCAAGAGCCAGAAGUUCCUGGGCCACCCCGCGGGGGCGCGGGCCCGCGGCGAGCUCUGCCUGGACCUCCCCGAGGCCCCCGAGGACGCGGCGGCGCUGGAGACGCGGAGCGUGGGCACCUGGGUCCGCGAGCGGGACCUGGGCGUGCCCGACGGCGAGGCGGCGCUGGCCGCCAAGGUGGCCGUGCUGGAGACGCAGCUCAAGAAGGCGCUCCGGGAGCUGCAGGCGGCGCAGGCCCGGCCGCCGCCGGACAGCGCGGGGCGCGUGGACACCGUCCGGGUGGUGGAGGGGCCUCGCGAGGUGGAGGUGGCGGCCAGCACGGCCGCCGGGGCCCCUGCACAGCGCGCCCAGAGUCUGGAGCCCUACGGGGCGGGGCUGCGCGCCCUGGCGACGUCCGCAGGGGCUGAGAGCGCCCCCGUGUUCCGCAGCCGCGAGGUGGUGGAGACGGUGCUCCCGACGCCCGCCGCGCCCGCCGCCAACGUCCACCUGGUGAAGAAGAUCAGCAUCACCGAGCGCGGCUGCGAGGGGGCUGCAGGUGUCCCACAGCCUCCUGCAGAGUCGUCUUCCUCACCCGCGGGGUCCACGGCGGCCUCCCUGGCACAGCCCGAGGAGAAGGCCGGCCAGGGCCCCGCCAGCGCCGCCGCCGACAGGGAGCCCUCCAGGCCAGCAGCCUCGUGCGCGUCGGAGGAGGCCGAGGGCGCGGGCGGGCCCCAGGCGGGCGUGCGCUCCACCAUGAAGCGGAAGGAGGACCCCGCGGACCCCGCGGCCCACCAGAGGAGCCUCCAGUUCGUGGGGGUCAACGGCGGGUACGAGUCCUCGUCCGAGGACUCCAGCACGGCGGAGAACUUCUCGGACAAUGAGAGCACAGAGGGCGAGGCCCCAGAGCCGGCGGGGAGGGCGCCGAGUGUGGCCGGAGCCCCCCAGCUCAGGCCCGAGGGGACGGCGGGAGCCAAGACCGGCCCGGAGGAGCGCCAGCCGUCUCGGGAGCCUCAGCACGUGCCCGCAGCCGAGGGGGCGUCAGGGGCCAGUGCGGAGGAGGAGAUCCGGUUGGAGCUAAGCCCUGACCUCAUCUCGGCCUGCCUGGCCCUGGAGAAGUACCUAGACAACCCCAACGCACUCACGGAGCGGGAGCUGAAAGUGGCCUACACCACCGUGCUCCAGGAGUGGCUGCGCCUGGCCUGCCGGAGCGACGCCCACCCCGAGCUGGUGCGGCGCCACCUCGUCACCUUCCGGGCCAUGUCGGCGCGGCUGCUCGACUAUGUGGUCAACAUCGCCGACAGCAACGGCAACACGGCGCUGCACUACUCCGUGUCGCAUGCCAACUUCCCCGUGGUGCGCCAGCUGCUCGACAGCGGCGUCUGCCAGGUGGACAAGCAGAACCGGGCCGGCUACAGCCCCGUCAUGCUCACGGCCCUGGCCACCCUGAAGACCCAGGAGGACCUCGAGACCGUCCUGCAGCUCUUCCGGCUCGGGGACGUCAACGCCAAAGCCAGCCAGGCGGGGCAGACAGCCCUGAUGCUGGCGGUCAGCCACGGGCGCGUGGACGUGGUCAAGGCCCUGCUGGCCUGCGAGGCAGAUGUCAACGUGCAAGACGACGACGGCUCCACGGCCCUCAUGUGCGCCUGCGAGCAGGGCCACAAGGAGAUCACGGGGCUGCUGCUGGCCGUGCCCAGCUGCGACAUCGCGCUCACUGACCGCGAUGGGAGCACGGCUCUGAUGGUGGCCUUGGACGCGGGGCACAGUGACGUCGCAUCCAUGCUGUACUCCCGCAUGAACAUCAAGUGCUCGUUCGCCCCGAUGUCAGAUGACGAGAGUCUUGCAUCUUCCUCCGCAGAAGAGUAGCCGCGAGGGGCCAGGCGCCUCCUGCGGGCCGGCCGGCCCCAGAGCAAACCGUCCCUCCCCCUGGGCCCUCGUCCUCGUCUCCUCCCCGCCAGCCCCCACCCGUACCCACCAAGGCCCCAUCUCAAGGGCAAGUGGGUUUUUCUGCUUCCCAGGGGGCCCCCGCAGCGACACGACUCCAGCCUCCAGCGGGUUCUUCCCGGCACCCCGUUCAGAGCAGCCGCAGCACCAACAGAGGCUGACUUCUUACAGAAAUUGGCGCCAGGGGCUGAUGCUGGGGGGUGGGUUUAUGAGGAACAUCGAGAACAAUCAACUGGCAAUUACGGAUGGAGGAGGAUGAGACGGAAAAAUAUCGGAUUUUGGGAUCAUCGUCGGGGGAGGGGAGGAAAAUCCUAUUACUUGUUGCCAAAUUUGAAAGUCACUGGAAUCGCCUAUUUUCAUUUUAAUCCUGAAUGUCACCAUGCAUGGGUCACGUCUGGAGUGGCUGUACGCCCCCCUCGCCCCCCACAUUUAAUUGUCUGGUAUAUAAUAGUGUUUUGUCCGCUCCCCCCCGACGGCUCUCGGGAGACUUUUCUUGUGGUCUCGUCACAGAAUAGAUUCUGGCCUGGUCACCCGGGGCAGGAAGCCCA
Messenger RNA from Diceros bicornis minor, 4586 nucleotides. It is a transcript of the gene KANK2, whose product is annotated as KN motif and ankyrin repeat domains 2. Gene Ontology annotation, molecular function: protein binding. Gene Ontology annotation, biological process: negative regulation of actin filament polymerization; negative regulation of cell population proliferation; negative regulation of vitamin D receptor signaling pathway. Gene Ontology annotation, cellular component: cytoplasm. The transcript is spliced from 12 exons. Bases 1432 to 3960 code for a protein of 842 amino acids. Lineage: Eukaryota; Metazoa; Chordata; Mammalia; Perissodactyla; Rhinocerotidae. The record is from RefSeq and is a predicted model, not a curated record.